AAACCAAGCAAAACAAAACAAAAAUUGCAAACAAUGUCAGAGAACUCAUCGGAAUAUUUAAAACGCACCUGCCUCAUAUGCGGCUGUCAUACCAAUCAAACAAUUAACAUAUACGAGCCACGUAGUGGUCCAAAUAUAGUGCAACUAAUACAAGCAAAAUUUAAAUUUCAGCCCUUGAAUGAGGACAAGUACCUGUGUUUUAGUUGCAAUAAUUGGCUAAUUAAUUGGCAUUCACUGCAAGCUUUAAACAGUAACGAAGCCGAUAGUUCAUCGGGGGGGACAUUUCGAGCCGGUCUAAACAGUGGCAACAAUAGCGUUAUGCAAACUAAAUUACAAACCGAUGAUGAUGAUGAUAAUAAUGUUAAACGUCCUAUAGCUAUAUGUCGCCCGAUAAGAAGAGUGCCAACAACAUGUCAUAAAGGAUCAAUUACAGGGGAAGAGCACAACAACACAACAAUAAUAAGCAAUAUUCAGCAUAAUUUAAAAAAUUCAAAACCAAAGUCUAAACUUACUUUCAAAAAACCUCAGCCUCGCUUGAGACGACUAACGCACCGAACAUACUCAACGCAAUUAAGAUUGAGAUGCUCAUGUGGUCGAGCGUUAUUGCUGCUGGCAAGCGAGAAGAGAAAAAUUAAUAAUAAAUUCUUAAAGCAGAAAAUUGCUGCUGUUGUGAAAUGCUUUAAAUGUAAAGCCAACGAUUAUAUGAAGUCGUCAAAAAGUCAAAAUCUAGUCAAUAAUGCCUUACAAGCAAGACAUCAACAAGAUUAUGUGAAAUGCACUGAAAGCCAUAAAACUUACUUAAGGAAACCCUUAGUUGAUGGGAAAGUGAUUGCCAUGCUUAGACGUAUUGGUACCACUUUGUCACGCGAAUCAAUUAUUAAAAGCAAUAAUGACCACAAGUCCACAAUGAUGGUAGAGCAGCAUUUACCGCAAAUUAUGAGUCCUACAAAAGCCAAGCAACGUUGGUCACGGCCAUUGGCUGAUGAUGAAAUUGUCUUAAAUUUUGAAGCCACCGUAACGGAAGUGUUGACCGCUGCAUUAACAACUGAUAGCAAUAACACAAACAAGUUAAGAAAACGUUUGACAUAUCAGAUGUCAUUACAGGAAGGAAACUGCAUUGACCUAAACAGUAAAGAAGAAUUGAAAGCAGAGGGCGACGAUAAUGUGAAUAUGCCAAAAACGGAAAUGACUCUACCAUUGAAUUUACCCAAAGGACUUAGUAUUACUUUGGUUUAAAAUGAAAAAAAGCAAAAACAACAAAAAAACAAAAAACGGGGAAAAAAACCUCUCACAGAGAAUGAAAUUUUUUUUUUUAAUUUUUUAACAGCCAAACAUACAAAGAUAUAAAUGCACAUAGGGUUGGCGAGAAAGAAAUUGCUCCGUAUACUCUACUGCAACUAUGAAGAGAAAUGAAGAGAAAUUUCUUUUAAGAAAUUUCUUUUUUGGCCAACCCAUCUAUAUUAGUCAAGUCUUCGGACCUCAUUAUGGCAAAAGUGGUAUACAAAUCAUAAGACUUUUGCUUGCAUUUCAGCUUAUAUAGCAUAUAUAGUCAUUAAAAUGAUUAGUCUUCACGGACAGCUUUAAAGAAACGAAACGAAAAAAAAAGAUAAAAGGUCCUUUAAUACCUCUAAUUAAGAGUUAAAUAUAUCUUAACUAGUUUUCUCUUUUCUUCUUUUAAUUUAUUUUAUUGUAUUUACGACGAUUAUUAUCCUUUACCUUUUAACAUGCUUUUAUAUAUAUAUAUCUACGAAAAGUUUAGCUCAAUUGUAUUUGUAAAUAGCUUUUGUGAUUGUUUGUUCAUUCACAUAAACUAAUUGUUGCUUAAAUAUAAGUAUGAAAAAAGACGACAA
Glossina fuscipes is the source of this 1850-nucleotide messenger RNA. RefSeq names its product protein phyllopod. Gene Ontology annotation, molecular function: zinc ion binding. The record is from RefSeq and is a predicted model, not a curated record. The transcript has 2 exons. NCBI's taxonomy places the organism in Eukaryota, Metazoa, Arthropoda, Insecta, Diptera, Glossinidae. Gene Ontology annotation, cellular component: nucleus. The coding region runs from base 34 to 1236 and encodes 400 amino acids.